Messenger RNA from Cyclospora cayetanensis, 1413 nucleotides. Its product is annotated as mitochondrial coenzyme A transporter SLC25A42. The transcript is spliced from 10 exons. Bases 1 to 1413 code for a protein of 470 amino acids. The record is from RefSeq and is a predicted model, not a curated record. Gene Ontology annotation, biological process: transmembrane transport. Lineage: Eukaryota; Apicomplexa; Conoidasida; Eucoccidiorida; Eimeriidae.
AUGGGGCGUUCUCUGGAGGCUGAGAAGGAGGAAGGGGCCCCAAAGGUCUUCCUGGCCGUUCCACGCCUCACUGCUUCUCUCAAGUGUACCCUCUGCCACUUUUUGAGGGGUUCCAUUGCGGGUGCCACCGCGAAAACAAUCGUUCACCCGCUGGACAGGGUGAAGAUGCGGCUGCAGAUGAUCCGUAAUGAAGGAUUCUUCUCUCUGUGGAAGGGCAACUCCUCUGCUUUCUGCAGGACCUUCCCCCAUAGCGGCAUCGUCUACUUCUCGUUCGAUCGUUAUUUGGCCGCUCUGCAGCGGCUUUCCCCCGAAGGGGCAAAGGCAAACAGACUCCUCGCCGGUGCAGCUGCAGGGGCCACCUCAACAGUCGUGACUUAUCCGCUGGACGUACUCAACACACGCAUGAGCGUCACCAAGCACCGCUUAAGUUAUCACCAGGUGUCCAUGCUGCGGCAUGAGGGGGCAGCUUCUCUUUAUCGAGGCUUCUUACCAACAAUACUAGGCAUUGUUCCCUACGCUUCCGUUUCCUUCUUCACUUUCGAGACCCUCAAACAACGAUUUCUCGUAAGCAGAAAAUACGAGGCCAGAGGCGAGGAAUUUACGACUCUGCACAGCGUCGUGUGCGGCGGCUUCGCGGGCGCCCUUGGGCAGACUCUCACAUAUCCGCUGGACUCCGUGCGGAAGUUGAUGCAGGCAAACGCCUUUCUCCACAAAUACAGCGAAAAGGGUGCUCUUUGCGAUCGGCGUCUCACAACUUUAGACGCUUUCCGCCAAAUUUACCGUCGGGGGGGUGUGAGGGGUCUGUACAAAGGGGCAUCGCUGUGCUGGGUAAAAGGCUUUUCUGCUGCUGGCAUCUCAUUCAGUCUAAACGAAAGAUAUGCUGGCCUUGCGGGACGAAUGAGGCUGGAAGGGUCUGUGCUCGCCACUUGCCACGCCUUUCCGCCCUGUGCGCACUCAGGGGGUCCCCCACCACGGGCUCUCGCUGAAAAACUAAAACUACACCUAAACACACGAAAAAGCACUCCCCAUCGAAUCGCAUCAAGCUACGAGCUUACUGUAUCCAACGCCACCGUUGCUGCUACCAGGUUUGCACGCGGUAGCGCGACAACUCCCCAAUAUGACGCCGCACCUGCUCCUGCAUCUAGCACUUGCUGCAGCUGUACUGCGCAGUCAAAAGUGAGUGUGGACGCACGCAUUCAUGCAUGCCAAUUACGCAAAGGGAAAACGGCGAAGCGGCGCGCUUCAAGACACACUACACGCAAAAACGCUCGGGGCGCACAUACAGACCCUCGCCUAGCCAAGGGUGCUGUCAAGGUCAGCGCAGCAGCUCCAAACUCAGGACUGACUGCUCAGCUUCCCUCUAGGUGCCAGAUCGUUCACACCGAAAAAGUACACUUGAAAUCGUUGCGCUAA